Molecule: messenger RNA, 216 nt
Organism: Closterium sp. Yama58-4
Lineage: Eukaryota; Viridiplantae; Streptophyta; Zygnematophyceae; Desmidiales; Closteriaceae
Source: the annotation of a GenBank genome assembly
AUGGUUCUCAUUGCUCAUGGUGUGAGUGCUGCGAAUGGCGUGUGUGCAGCGGAUGGUGUGAGUGCUGCGGAUGGUGUGAUUGCUGCGGAUGGUGUGAGUGCUGCGAAUGGUGUGAGUGCUGCGGAUGGUGUGAGUGCUGCGAAUGGUGUGAUUGCUGCGAAUGGUGUGAGUGCUGCGGAUGGUGCGAGUGCUGCGGAUGGUGUGUGUGUGCUGUAA